CAGGGCAAUGCGGUCUCAACGUACAUCUCUCUGCUUCCGCCACCUCAGCGCUGGGCACCAACUGGCAGGUUAUGGCCGGGACUCGUGACCGUUUUUCAUGAAUCCCUCCAUCGUUUCAACAGUCUUACUUCUACUCCCUUCUUCUCUGCACUAAACAACACAAACACAGAAGUUUUUCAACGUUUCUCUCUCUGUCUGUGCAAAAGCUAUGGCAGGAGAACUUCCUGGGUUUUACUAUGAUGCGGAAAAGAACAGGUACUUCCCUACCAAAGGUCCUAUACCCGGCUCCCGUCGUGUGACUACUGCUGCUUCUUCUUCCAGCGCUCAAACACCGGCCCAGGUGAGCAAUUCAUGUAGGCGAACCAGAGUAAAAACUUCUAAGCUGCUUCAUGACAGGGAGUUAUGUGGUAAUCUCAUCGCUUCUGGUAAAGGAAGGUGUAACUUUUAUGAGGAAUUCCAAAAGGCGCAAGUAUCCCUUCCUGUGGUUUGGAAGUAUCAGGGAACAAAUCAGUUAGGUGAUGGUGCUUUGGAGCGGAUUCGCAUGGAUGUACAGACAGGAGAGGGACUAACUGAUACGGACUUUGUAUUAGCAGGUGGCGCUGAUGGCUCUUUAAGUAUUUUUGAAGUUGGGAAAGUUGGGCAGGGUCUUGAGUACGGGAUGAAAUGUAAGGCAGAUCGUGUCUGGCCACUGUUGAACAAAAGUCAACAAGAGUGUAGUGAAGUGCCUGGGCACAUAUGGAGACCAGCUCAAGCUACGCCACGAAUGCCAUCGAAUAUAUCUCGUAUAAAAUUGUUUGGAAAGCAGUCUCCUGGCACAGAAGAUGAAAGUUCACGCACCCAGCAUAUGUUGGUAUCAACGUUGGGAUGUGAGAGGGCUGGUGGGAGUCUUGUGGUUAUUAACCUUGUUGAACUACUAAAUUUUAAUCCAAAUAGGCUUGUCUUAAGGCGAAACAUUUAUGAGAUUGCAACUUUCAACUGCACUAUUUGGACUGCAGAUUGUGAACCUGAUGGGAGUCGUGCAGUGAUUGGAACCAACCUGGGAGCUGCUUUGGUGGAUUUGGAAACUGGGAGGGCAUCAUGGCUGUUACGCAGUAAAAGUGAUGUUUUGGCACAACAACUCGUUCACUCGGGAAAUGCUGUUUUAUGCGGACUCAGAAAUGGAGCAAUUGUAACAGUUGAUGUUCGUGAGAAACAGGAAGCAUUUCCUGCAAGACAAGUUAGACAUAGAAUGCGCCCCUCACCUUUGGAUAACACUCUUGGAAAAUCUAGUAAACAAUCGUUUAAGCUUUCCGGAAAUAUGAAUCCUUCUCAUAGCACUAAAAUGCCUUCAUCUAUUGCAAGUUUGGUAUCGCUUCGGUUUGAUGACCAGUACUUCUUGGCAAGCUCCAUGGAUGGAACAGUGAAGCUUUAUGACCAACGGAUAAUCCAAAGAGGAGCUGUACAAUCUUAUGAGGGGCAUGUGAAUUCCCAUACUCGUAUGCAGCUUGGAGUUGACCCAUCUGAGAGAUUUUUUAUGUCAGGUGGAGAGGACUGCAAUUUACGAAUUUGGAGUAUCAAGUCUGGUGAACUGCUUUUUGAGGAUAAAUUCUCUAAAACAGUCCCCUCAACUGUGUGCUGGCGGAACGCUGAACGGUUUAAGGGAGAGCAGGAUGAAAGGCGAAGCUAUGAAUACCUUGAUGCCAAAACUUAUGGUUUGGGGGCAUGGAUUGGAUCCCGUGAAGGACUAUUUUACAUGCACUGGCAAGUGUGAGGUGUGCAAGAGUGUUGGGCAUGGAUUGGAUCGCGUGAAGGACUAUUUUACAUGCACUGGCAAGUGUGAGGUGUGCAAGAGUGUUCUCAAGAAUGCUUUUACAAAUGUGCAAAGCUUGGCCCUUCUUUUUGUACUGAUGCUUGAGUGCAGCAAUCUGAAUGCUCACCAUACAGGAACGCAUUUCUGAGCUGAAACACGUGGCAAUGCUGGUGUGAGGAGAUAUGAACAAGGUACAAGUUAUGAUUUUGACCUUUUUCAACUGAGACAUCGAAACUGUUGGCCUUGAGAAAGACCACCGCAAAAUUUUCUAGAUGGUGAUAGUAGCGGAAGCUGCUUACCAAUUUUUUUUUUUGGUUUCCAUUGUAAAGAUAAAAUCUGGUACAUAGUGUGAGUCUGAAAGUGGUAUUUAUGUGGGGGCUUGUAGCUUCGGUGGUUGAGAGCAUUUAUCCUCUCUCAAUGCUGAAGUUCAAAUCCUCUCUCUCCCCCUUGUAACAUCAAAAUGGUACUUUGUAAAAUGAUAUUGUGAAAUUCAGUAAAGUGAAAAUAUUACAACUUCAA
Messenger RNA from Prunus avium (sweet cherry), 2308 nucleotides. RefSeq names its product Transducin/WD40 repeat-like superfamily protein. The record is from RefSeq and is a predicted model, not a curated record. NCBI's taxonomy places the organism in Eukaryota, Viridiplantae, Streptophyta, Magnoliopsida, Rosales, Rosaceae. Gene Ontology annotation, molecular function: protein binding.